Messenger RNA from Morchella sextelata, 321 nucleotides. RefSeq lists its product as uncharacterized. The record is from RefSeq and is a predicted model, not a curated record. The transcript has a single exon. Bases 1 to 321 code for a protein of 106 amino acids. Lineage: Eukaryota; Fungi; Ascomycota; Pezizomycetes; Pezizales; Morchellaceae.
AUGCCCUCGUCACCAUUCCAAGGCCCCUACCACUUUAGCAAUCACCUACUCUUCACUCUAUCCCGCGUAGAGGCAGUCGUCACACAUGUAGUUGCUCGAGAGCGGCGCUAUGUGCGUGAUUUUCAGACAAAACAUGAAAUGGUGGGGGUACUAGAGAAGACUCCAAAGGAACUUAUGAACGAUGUGCUGAGGGAACUUGUGACGAGGGCAAGCGCGGAAAAGAGGGGGGUGGAUGGGAUGAGGGUGCUUGAGGGCGCAAAGGUUGUAGAGGAGAUGGUAAGUGUGGUGAAGAGAGCGAGAGCCAGGGUGGGCUUGGAUUGA